Messenger RNA from Linum tenue, 321 nucleotides. The record is from the annotation of a GenBank genome assembly. NCBI's taxonomy places the organism in Eukaryota, Viridiplantae, Streptophyta, Magnoliopsida, Malpighiales, Linaceae.
GACGAAGCGGCGCGCGACGAAGGGUUGGUUGACGGCGGUCGUUGACGAAAGAACUACUUCGUUGACUGAGCUGCAAUGACAAGAACUAAAUCAACUGCAAUGAGGACCACAUCAGAAGGCGAAACCUUUAGGCCUAAAUGUGCCAAACAACAACAACAAAAUGAGGACCAAGAAAUUGAGGAUGAAGAAAGUGAUGACCAAGACGAUGAGGGAAAAGGAAGAAAAGUUUAUUUUAGAUUUGUGUAGUGUGAUAUUGGUUUGUAAAACUGAACUUAGGGUUAGAUAAUAUUUAGGGAAGGAUGUUGGUUUGUAGCAAGAUGG